UUGCAUACAAAAGAGACCUCUGCUUUUGCCUCCAUACUAAUUCUAAGAACCCCGAAUAAACUGAGGGAAAGAAAGAUUUAAAAAGGAUACAACAAUGGUGCCUUAAACUUUUUAUAGAUCUGUGUUUUAUCUAACAUUUUGCAAAAACAAGGAUUCCUGUUUUUUCCUGUUUUUCUUUUUGUAUCCUAAAGUAAGUAAACGAAGUCAACAAAAUGGGAGACAGCAAGCUUAUCCUUUGUUGCUUCAUUGCUUGCAUUUUGUUCCUCGGCGUUAAUGGAGAAAACCCUUAUCGUUAUAUCACUUGGAAAGUCACCUACGGUGAUAUUUACCCUCUUGGAGUUAAGCAACAGGGGAUCUUAAUAAAUGGGCAGUUUCCAGGGCCUCAUAUCGAUGCAGUUACUAAUGACAACUUGAUUAUCAGUGUUUAUAACUACUUAAAUGAACCAUUCCUUAUCUCUUGGAACGGUGUGCAGCAAAGGAGGAACUCAUGGCAGGAUGGAGUUUCUGGCACAAACUGUCCAAUUCGACCAGGGAAAAACUUCACUUACGUUCUCCAAGUGAAAGAUCAGAUUGGUAGCUUUUACUACUUCCCAUCACUUUUAUUCCAUAAGGCUGCCGGAGGGUACGGUGCUAUCAGAAUCUGGAGCCGCCCCAAGAUCCCUGUACCUUUCCCUAGUCCUGCUGGGGAUUUCACUGUACUGGCUGGGGACUGGUAUAAGACAAAUCACUAUGUAUUGAGACGUCUCUUGGACAGUGGUCAUAACCUUCCCUUCCCCGAUGGACUUCUCAUCAAUGGUCGAGGGUGGAAUGGAUACACAUUCACUGUUGAUCCAGGUAGGACAUACCGGUUUAGGGUAUCGAAUGUUGGGCUCACAACUUCAAUUAACUUCAGGAUCCAGGGGCACAAGCUGAAACUUAUAGAAGUUGAAGGAUCACAUACGCUUCAGAACACCUACACUUCUUUCGAUAUCCAUCUUGGGCAGUCAUGUUCUUUCUUGGUAACUGCUGAUCAGAUUCCACAGGACUACUAUGUUGUUGCCUCUACACGCUUCACUCGUCGUGUGCUCACAACAACUGCUGUUCUUCACUACAGCAAUUCGAAAAGGGGAGUUUCUGGUCCAGUGCCUGGGGCUCCCACUAUACAAAUUGCUCCAUCAGUCAUGCAGGCCAGAUCGAUACGUUGGAACCUAACAGCUAGUGGACCUAGACCUAAUCCCCAAGGCUCUUACCAUUAUGGAUUGAUCACUCCAAGCCGCACUAUCAUGCUCUCAAACUCUGCACCUUAUAUUAAUGGAAAGCAGAGGUAUGCUGUCAAUGGUGUCUCAUAUGUUCCAGCGGAUACUCCAUUAAAAAUUGCAGAUUACUUCAAGAUUCCCGGAGUCUUCAAUCUUGGAAGCAUUCCUACUUGGCCCCCUUCAGGAAAUAAUGCCUACUUUCAGACCUCUGUCAUGGCAGCCAACUUCCGAGAAUAUGUUGAGAUUGUAUUUCAAAAUUGGGAGGACACUGUGCAGUCAUGGCAUAUUGAUGGCUAUUCCUUCUUUGUUGUAGGGAUGAAUGGAGGUCAAUGGACACCUGCUAGUCGAUCAAGCUACAAUUUGAGAGACACGGUAGCCCGCUGCACCACUCAGGUGUAUCCCAGGUCAUGGACUGCAAUCUACAUGGCUUUAGACAACGUGGGAAUGUGGAAUAUACGGUCCGAGAACUGGGCCAGGCAAUAUUUAGGCCAGCAGUUUUAUCUCAGGGUUUACUCCCCUGCAAAUUCAUGGAGAGAUGAAUUACCAAUCCCGAAGAACGCCCUUCUCUGUGGCCGGGCUAGAGGUCGCCAUACAAGGCCUUUCUGAAUUAGCUAACAAGAAUAAUAAUGUCACGAGAGGGUGACAUGUCGCAAGCUUGGAAAUAUGAAGAGCAAAAUUAGAUUGUUAAUUGCGGAUUAUUAGAGGUCAACUUGAGCUUUUUGAACCAAUUUCUUUCUUGGCCUUGUGUUCCUAGAACAACUUUGUUGUUUUUAUGAUAACAGGAUUGGCAUUCAAUUUAUAUAUAUUAUGAUAAAUUAAUCGUCCCUUAUCGAAUAA
Messenger RNA from Gossypium raimondii (Peruvian cotton), 2072 nucleotides. RefSeq names its product L-ascorbate oxidase homolog. Lineage: Eukaryota; Viridiplantae; Streptophyta; Magnoliopsida; Malvales; Malvaceae. The transcript has 8 exons. Gene Ontology annotation, molecular function: oxidoreductase activity; copper ion binding. The record is from RefSeq and is a predicted model, not a curated record. The coding region runs from base 213 to 1841 and encodes 542 amino acids.